This is a messenger RNA of Laetiporus sulphureus 93-53, 807 nucleotides long. RefSeq lists its product as uncharacterized. Lineage: Eukaryota; Fungi; Basidiomycota; Agaricomycetes; Polyporales; Laetiporaceae. The record is from RefSeq and is a predicted model, not a curated record. Bases 1 to 807 code for a protein of 268 amino acids. The transcript is spliced from 3 exons.
AUGUCGCCAACUACACAGACCAAAGCUGUCAAGUCAGCCUUCCAUCGUGGUGCUGCAGCUGCAGCAAAGAAAAAGUUACAGGAGGAGGUUGAGCCACUUGCACAGAAGAUGAGCCUCUAUUGUAGGCUGCAGCAGGAGUCCAGCAAUGUCCUCGCACAGGAUGUCACACGGCGGGACAAGAUGCUUGCAAUGGUAGCACAGUCACACCACCCCAAUGUCUCUCACACAUUGGAUCCAAAUGCAUUUGGCAGCGGAGAGAAAGUGGAUGAAUUGUUGGCCCAAUAUGAUGCCUUUUUUGCACAGACACCGGUGACGUACGAGGAUCACUUCCUUCGUUUCUCCUAUGCGACUGCAGCCGCUAUCAUGUUCGACGAACACAAGGUGGCUCCUUUGGCAAGGAGAGGCGACAAGGAGCAAUUGGUGUACAUCAAGCGCAUGAACGAGUUGAUGGACGAGUGGCUUAAACCUAUGGCAAUGGCCAUGCAGACACAGGCCGCGCCGGUUUCGCCGCAGAAUGCCCCCAACGACCUCACCGCGAUCGCUAGCUCUGGCUCUGGCGAUGCAGUCACAGAUGCUGAAGCGAACACUCUCCUCAACAGCCCAGGCGACCUUCUAAAGCAAUGGUUCGUUCAGAUCUUUAAUCUGUCCGAGGAUGAUAAGGGUGUUUGGAAGGUCAAGUCGCUUACUAUGAAAGACGACGGAAGGUUCGAGUAUGAAGUUUUGCUUGCGGACUAUGAUGCCACGAUUGUUGUCACGAUGGAUGAGCUACGGAUGCUUAUGAUGGAAAGUCGACUCUCUCGAAUGUAG